CGCAGGAGCCCAGAGCCAGCCUUGCCUGCCGUCCUUCCGUCCAGCGGCCGGAAGGGGCAGUAGGAUUCGGGGACUCGGGGCCCAGAGGACGCGGGGAGGGCCGACCUUCUCCGGGCGCGUGCAGGGCGGGGAGGUGGCCGCUUUCCUCUGGGACUCUGCCCACUGCCCCGAGACACGUCGAGGAAGAGGAAGGUAUGGCCUCCGGGCUUCCGACGGCCUGGUUUCCUGAACCAGUGAUCUUUGAAGAUGUGACCCUGGGUUUUAACCCGGAGGAGUGGGAAAUGCUGGACCUCGAACAGAAGUCCCUGUACAGGGAGGUCAUGCUGGAGAACUACAGGAACCUGGUCUCAGUGGAACAUCAGCUUUCCAAGCCAGAUGUGGUAUCUCAGUUAGAGGAGGAGGAAGAGCUCUGGUCGGUGGAGAGAGGAAUUCCUCAAGACACCUCUUCAGAGUGUCCUGAGGCUCACUUGGCCCCUCAGUUCGAUCCUUUUCCUGCUGGGAACCCCCUGAUGAAGAUUGAGGUUGUUGAAGUCCUCACCCUGAACCAGGAGGUAGCUCGUCCCCGGAACGCCCAGAUCCGGGCCCUCUAUGCCGAAGAUGAGGGCCUGAGCCCAGACGUCCUCAGGGAGUCCACUCAACAGGGCAACAAGCACCCAGCUGACCCUGAGGCUGCUCGCCAGAGGUUUCGGGGCUUCCACUUCGAGGAGGUGGCAGGGCCCCGUGAGGCCCUGGCCCAGCUACGGGAGCUGUGCCACCAGUGGCUGCGGCCCGAGGUGCACUCCAAGGAGCAGAUGGUGGAGCUGCUGGUGCUGGAGCAGUUCCUGGGCGCGCUGCCCAGGAAGCUCCGGUUGUGGGUGGAGUCGCAGCACCCCGGGGACUGCCAGGAGGCCGUAGCUCUGGUGGAGGAUGUGACCUGGAUGUCUGAGGAGGAAGCACUGCCCACCCAGGGCCCCACCGGUUCUCCCCAGACCACAGCUCAGCAGGAGGACGAUGUGGCCACUUGGCUGGCAAAGGCACUGCCUGAGGAACCAGUGACCUUCCUGGAUGUGGCUGUGGACUUCAGCAGGGAGGAGUGGGGGCUGCUGGACACAACGCAGAGGACCGAGUACCAUGAUGUGAUGCUGGAGACAUUUGGACACCUGGUCUCUGUGGGGUGGGCGACUACCCUGGAAAGCAAGGAGUUAACUCCAAAACCCAACGUUCCUGAGGAAGAACCAGCCCUCCACCUGAAAGUGGAGGAAUUCUCCAGGGAGGACGCCAGGCCCCCCACCUCCACCUCCGAGGAUGCUGUGCAGGCUGGGGCCCCAGAGGCCUUGGACAUGGCUGCAAAACCUGUGGUGCUCGCUCAGGAAAAAACCCUCUCUCGGAAGCUGCCGCAGGGCGAACGCCCCAAAGCUCAGGCAAGCACAAGUCCCAACAUGAGCCCUGUCUUCCUCCAGAAAGCCCUUCCGAGAAAACGCCUGUGUAGGCGCGGUCCCGGGCUCAAGAGGGGGAAGCUUCGUCAUCAGGGCAGCUGCGGUGGUGGCCGGGCCAGGAGCCGGGACAGCGGCGGGGGAGGCCUCAGCCCCAGAGCCCAGCAGAUCACAUUCACCCGAGUCCACAAGGGGAGCCAGGCGUGCCGGUGCAGCGAGUGUGGCAAGACCUUCCGCAACCCCAGGUACUUCUCCGUGCACAAGAAGAUCCACACGGGGGAGAAGCCCUAUGUGUGCAGGGACUGCGGCAAGGCCUUCGUGCAGAGCUCCUCCCUCACGCAGCACCAGAGGGUGCACACAGGGGAGCGGCCUUUCGAGUGCCACGAGUGCGGGAGGACCUUCAACGACCGCUCAGCCAUCUCGCAGCACCUGAGGACACACACUGGAGCCAAGCCCUACCCGUGCCGGGCCUGCGGGAAGGCCUUCCGCCAGAGCUCCCACCUCAUCCGGCACCAGAGGACCCACACAGGUGAGCGCCCCUACACCUGUAACAAGUGUGGGAAGGCCUUCACCCAGAGCUCGCACCUGAUAGGGCAUCAGAAGACACACAGCGGGCUGAGGUGCAGGAGGAAACAGCCCCUCUCUUAGCCCACCGGCCGCUAGGGGAGGAGACGCCACCUGGCAGCCUGUUUCUGCCUUGUCAGGUGAGCUGGGCCUGGUUGGGUUCGAAACUGAACAUGAAAAGCGGCCAGUGAUGAUGUUCUCAAGAGCAGAGGACCACUGGGGGGACUGCCCUGCACUCAAGCCAGUAAGAAAACCAGCAGAAGUUACUGCUGAGGAAGACAUCAGUCGGAAAACCAGAUCUACUCUUUCGCUCAGUUGAUUUGCUGUUCUAAUUUGUCUGUUCACUUGGUCGUUCAAAGUGAUGUUAGGGAAACCUGAAAAUGCUUAUCAUGUAAGUUUCAAAAGCCAGGUACCAAAAAGUCUGUGCACUGAUGACGUAUUUGUGGUGAAAGUAUGUAUAAGGACAAGGGCUAAAAGAGAAUGUGGAUAAAUAAACUAUGUUUCUGGAGUAGGA
This is a messenger RNA of Vicugna pacos (alpaca), 2490 nucleotides long. RefSeq names its product zinc finger protein 274 (gene ZNF274). Gene Ontology annotation, cellular component: nucleus. NCBI's taxonomy places the organism in Eukaryota, Metazoa, Chordata, Mammalia, Artiodactyla, Camelidae. Gene Ontology annotation, molecular function: RNA polymerase II cis-regulatory region sequence-specific DNA binding; DNA-binding transcription factor activity, RNA polymerase II-specific. Gene Ontology annotation, biological process: regulation of transcription by RNA polymerase II. The record is from RefSeq and is a predicted model, not a curated record.